CCUGUUCAAUCUUAACUGUGUUGGUCUUGGUGAUGGUUGAAAGUAUGCUAAUUUCUUCGAAUUUCACUCUUCCCAGCACGAGUAUUCAAGGCAAGAUCAAUCCACUCUCACCCUGCAUCACUCUCCCGCAGCUGCAGGUUCGCCAUCGCUCUUAUUCCUGGUGCAGCAGCGUCGGAUUGAAGAGGAAUCUCGUCAAAGCUAUGCAGCAGAAAAUAACAAUUCCGAACAAGCGUGGGGAAAAGCUUUCAGGCGUGUUACAUGAGACUGGCUCAGAAAAUCUUGUAGUUCUAUGCCAUGGUUUUCGAUCAACAAAGGAAUACACUAUCAUGGUCAACAUUGCUACUGCUUUAGAAAAUGAAGGGAUCAGUGCAUUUCGCUUCGAUUUUGCUGGAAAUGGGGAAAGUGAAGGCUCUUUUGAGUUUGGUAAUUAUCUGAGUGAAGCCGAAGACUUGAGGUCUGUGGUUGAGUACUUUAAUGGAGCAAAGCGGUCAACUGCUGUGGUUCUCGGGCACAGUAAAGGUGGGGGUGUGGUUCUCUUGUAUGCGUCUCGAUAUCAUGACAUACCGGCCGUGGUGAAUCUCUCCGGCCGUUAUGAUCUCAAGAGAGGACUUGAAGAACGGCUUGGUAAAAAUUUUAUGGAAACACUGAAGAAGGAUGGAUACAUUGAUGUGAAAAAUAGAAAUGGUGAAGUCGAAUAUAAAGUCACUAAAGAAAGUAUGGAGGAGCGACUCAAUACAAACAUGCACGAUGCAUGCCUUUCAAUCGACAAGAACUGCAAGGUAUUGACAGUUCAUGGAUCAGCCGACGAGGUAAUCCCAGUAGAAGACGCGCAUGAAUUCGCCAAGAUCCUCCCCAACCACAAGCUACAAAUCAUAGAAGGCGCGAAUCACGGAUAUUCUUCGCACCAAGAUCAGUUGGUUUCAGUCGUAUUGCCCUUCAUAAAGGAAUGCGCACAACCGACGAACAAUAUAUCCAAAUAGGAUCUUAUUCUUCAAGGAGAGGUGAUUUAUGGACUUCGACUUGAAAGUGAAAAUGUUCGUGGUGUAUUGACUAUUAAGCGACGUUGGUAGUUUGAAAAUUUCGAUAGAAAAGCUCGAGCUUGCUCGUGACCGUUCGACUCAUCCUUGUUAUAAAAGCACUCUAAUAAAUAUUAUUCAGGUAUCGGGUCGGGUAGCCAUCCCCUCAACUUUAACUGUACUUUGUGCACUCAGAUCAUAGGCGGAGCAUUUUCAACUCAUAAUUUUAUUUUUGUAAGAAUUAUAAUAUAUUUACAUAUUUGCCGAAUAGAAUUUGACUUAUCUCCAAUCAUAUUAU
Andrographis paniculata is the source of this 1314-nucleotide messenger RNA. RefSeq lists its product as uncharacterized. The transcript is spliced from 7 exons. Gene Ontology annotation, cellular component: cytosol. The record is from RefSeq and is a predicted model, not a curated record. Bases 33 to 980 code for a protein of 315 amino acids. Lineage: Eukaryota; Viridiplantae; Streptophyta; Magnoliopsida; Lamiales; Acanthaceae.